GGGUAAAUGGAACGCAAUGCACGUGCGUAUUGCAUGGGAGAUUUAUCACCACCAACAGAAGCAGGCAGCAGAGGUGAAGGCGGGGGUAGGAGUAGUAGGUGGUGGUGGUGUCCCCACCAAGUCAGAGCUACUGAGGCCUCCCACACAUCUGUUCCCCCCGCGGCCCCACGAACUGCCCCCAUUUGCUGCCCCGCAUCGACCUCCACACCCGUUUGAAAGCUCAGCACAUCCUGCUGCCUCUCCGUUUGCUGGGAUUGGGUCCAGCAUGUUUGGCAGGUAUCCUCCCAAUCCAACAGUACCAUCAAUGGCUACAUUUCCUCCAACACCUCUCUACGAUCCUUGGUCCAGGUUGCAGCCUAGAACGUCGUCGCUAGCUCCCACAGCGUUGGGUGCCAGUGUAGGACCUUGGAGUCUGAAACCAGAGCCCGGGAUGACUGAAGCUGAACGGGAGAGGGAGAGGGAGAGGGAAAGAGAGAGAGAAAAGGAGAGGGAGAGGAGUAGAGAGAGGGAGAGGCAAAGGAGAGAAGAAAAGCAGAGGAGGUUGCUGGCCGCACAACAACAGCAGCAGCAGCAGCAGCAACAACAACACCACCAACAUAAUAAGGUACGAGACAGGUCACCUAUCCGAGACCCAGCGUCUGUAGUUCCCAAGGAGGAAGAGGUGUUGCUGCUGGGGCGACCCCCGCCUCACUACUUGCCCCGUCCACCCCCCCGCACCAUGCCACACCCUUCACACUUCGCCCCCUCACCCUGGGACCAUCAUCCCUUCAGAGGUUACGACCAUCUACGAUACAAUCCACUCAUGGCCGCUGCAAUACGGGAAGAAGAAGAACAGAGAGCAAAGUUGUUUGCAGGGUUUCCUCCUCCGCCUCACUUGCGUACUAAGGCUCCAUCGCCACAUCGGCCUCCUCCACCUCAUCACAGCUUAGCUCCACACCCCAUCCCACACUCACACCCGGACCACAAGAAGGAAGAAUCCUCACAGUCGCGAUAGCUCACUCGCUAGUAGCCACACGCUUAAUACUGUGGGAUCAAUCCUACUUAACAAGGCUAGUGAAGUAAACAGUUUUACAAUUGUAGUUUUUAUGCUUGAUAUCGUAGAGUUUAGGCUAGUCAAGUUUUUGUUUGUGAUAGGCUGUACUGGGGAAAGAGGGUUGGUCAUUUUUUAUCAGAAGUAAUCAUUGGUAAAGUAAAUACAAUCAUUCUGAGAUUUGAAGACUAUAAAUUUUUUCUUAUUGGUGGUGAAAUAGUACCAUACAAGUCAAAUUCAAUUUUUGGGAGGCACGAUAACAUAUGAUUUCAAUACUAUUUAAAAAAAAUGUUUUAUUUAAAUCUAGCACCUGAAUCGAUUUAGUAUUGUUUUUGGUGACUUUUUGCACAAUACUCCUGGUUGGCUGUUAAAAAUGUAAUCUGAACAAGUAAUCCAAAACUAAUUAAUUGGUUAAGUUUUAUUGUUGUUCCUCUCUGACUUUAGCAUUGCUCCGUGGUUCUUUUCUCUCAACAAAUUUACAAGUGCAAAAUUGAAUCCAGUAUGUAAUGUGCUACGAGUAAAUUAUCUUAGGAAAAUGACUUGAUUUUGUUUCAAUAGUUCCUUAGGGAUCAGUGCCAUGUGAUAGUGUUGUGUUGAUUUGUGUUCCUUACAUCUGGAUAUCCUGAACUAAAUUUAAAAAAUUCACAUUUUAUCUUGAGUUAGCAAUUAUUUAAUUUUCAUCCUAACUAACAUCUAUUAUCACUUUUAUGACUAUAUUUUGUAACAGUAUUCUUAUAUAACUUUUUACCAUUUUUGGACAUUUUUUAAUUAUUUGAUGAUUUUAUCCAUGUAAUUGACUUUUGAAUGUAAAGUGAUUUUCCUGGAUUUAUAAUAAGAUGAAAUUUUGGACUAAAGUAUAUUCAGGUUAUUGCAUUUAGAUUUAUUCCUAGUAUUUAGGCCUACUGACCUAAUGAAAUAGUUUGAUAUGUAAAACAGUGUCUUUUUAAUACCUGUUUUUUAUUUUGAGUUUUUGUGUGGUUUUUAUUUUUUUAAUAAAUGAGCAAAUUUUGUUUUGAAUCAGUUUUUUAUUGAAUGGUUAAUAUAAUUAACCAUUUAGCCUAAGGCAAAAUGAUUGUUAAACUAAAAAUAUUGUUUAUUUUUAUGGAAAAGAGGAGGGACCAUUUCUUUCACUUUUGGUUUUGUACAUUAGUUGAAGAUAAAUUUGUUAAUGUCUAUUUUGGUUUAGCAAUUUAACUGUUUUGAACGUGUGAAUUAAAUUGGUACUUUUAUAAAUGUGAGAAAGCCCCAAAUGACACUAUUUUUGUAAGGAGUUUUAUUGUUGUUUAGCACGUUGCUAAAAUAAUAAGAUCUGAUUCAUAACAUUUUGAUUGGUGCACCAUUCUCUAGUUCCAAGACUAGAUAUUUUUCAACAUUUUGCCCUGUGGAAACCUGUGAGAUUAAAAUUUUGGAGUCAGCAAUUUCAUAAGCUUUAUUCUUUGAGAUUAAGUUUUAGGUUUUAGUGCAAUAAUAUGAAAUAGCCAAUUAAAAUCAUGCAGCCAAGAUGUGUAUGAAUAAGUUUAUUUUUUACAAUGGCAUUGAGUAUUUGUUUAAAGAUUUCUUUUAUGUUAUUAUUCUUUGAUUUUAAAAAUAAAAGAACAUCUAACAAAAUUAUUUUUGUAAAAAGUUCAGUUAAAAGUAAUGUUUAUUGUUGUACAAUGUCAGUGCCAUUAGGCUACUCAUAGGCAUAGGUAAAUGUUCCACCUUAAUAAUGUUUCUUAGAUAUAUUUCAAAUACUAGUCAAAAGGUGAAUUUUAUCAAAUGUUUUCUUAUUGUGACUGCUUGGCUGCUGAUUUUUAUGUUUUGGUUUGACCAAAGCAUCAUCGCAUUUACCUCAUUGACGAGGUACCUGUUAGGUUAGGAUGAAUCUGUAAUUCAUUAUGUAGCUUUAAACUGUACAUAGUGACGAUGUGUAUAUUGUAUAUGGAGUUGUAUAGUGAUUUGUGAUCAUCCCUAUCAGUAGUAUUUAUUUAAUAUUUAUAACUGAUUUUGAAGAUAGCAAAGAUGAUCUCAGAAUUGUGAGGAAGUUUUACACUUUUGUCUUUCAUGUGUGGAGAUCCCUCGCUAUCGGCAUACAGUAUAGCUUCCGUCAGAUGUGGUAAACUCUAUAUGUGAUUUAUGUUCUCUGAUGUGGAAGACAUAAUGUAAGCCGUUAAGAUUGGGCUUAAGGGCCUAGCUGUAUGGGAUGUGCCUAAUUCUUCACACAGAGUAUUAUGUACAUAAAAUUAUAAACUGCGAUUGUAUAAAGUCUCGUUUCGAUGGUGUAUAUAAACCCGUGUGCUUUAUGUCCGUAUGUAUGUAUUUAACCUAUUAUGUGCAUUUGUAAGAAAUGAAACUUUGUACACUUAUAACUUUUAACAAAUUUUAAUAUUUUUAAUGUAGCGACGGUAUGUACAGUAGUGUAGUUCCAAUUGUAAAUGGAAAUUACAUGUUUUUUCAUUAUGAAAUAUAA
Messenger RNA from Macrosteles quadrilineatus (aster leafhopper), 3479 nucleotides. Its product is annotated as genetic suppressor element 1-like. The coding region runs from base 17 to 994 and encodes 325 amino acids. Lineage: Eukaryota; Metazoa; Arthropoda; Insecta; Hemiptera; Cicadellidae. The transcript is spliced from 5 exons. The record is from RefSeq and is a predicted model, not a curated record.